CCGUGUGGUGGUCGAUUUAUCAAUUUUUCCAAAAUAUUGUUGCGAGUUUAAUAGGCGGGAAGUGAUAUUAUUCUGUGAACUCCAACGAAAAUGAGCGUCGAAGAGGAUGUGAUGAAAAUACAAAAGAAACUGACUAAGAUGACGUCUGAUGAUGGCACGGGGCAAGAGGAAGCAUUGGAGUUGUUGAAGAAUCUGCAAACGAUGGCAAUCAACUUGGACGUCCUGACUAAAACGAGGAUAGGUAUGACUGUCAAUGCUUUACGUAAAUCUAGCAAGGACGACGAGGUUAUAACUUUGUGUAAAACGUUGAUAAAAAAUUGGAAAAAGUUCUUGUCCACUCCUACCACACCAUCAAAGGAGUCUGGAAGCUCUUCUAAAUCUAAAAAGGAUUCAGGGAAAGACAAGGACAAGAAAGAUGAUAGGGAAAAAGAUAAGAAGCUGCAAGCUUCAUUUCCACCUCAAUCCAACACUACUGAUGCUGUGAGGCUCAAGUGCCGAGAACUUCUUACUCAGGCUCUGAAAACUGAUGGAGAGAACCCCAAUGCUUGUGGAGCUCCUGAGGACCUUGCUGAGGAAUUGGAGGAAUGCAUUUAUGCUGAAUUUAAAAACACUGAUAUGAGAUACAAGAAUAGAGUUCGAUCCCGGGUGGCUAAUCUAAAGGAUCCUAAAAAUCCCACUCUGCGAACAAAUUACUUAAAUGGUGUCAUUACUGCAUCCCGUUUGGCAAAGAUGACCCCCGAGGAAAUGGCAAGUGAUGAAAUGAAGAAGUUGAGAGAGAAAUUCAUAAAGGAGGCUAUUGAUGAUGCUCAGCUGGCUACAGUGCAGGGUACAAAAACAGACAUGCUCAAGUGUGGCAAAUGUAAGAAGAAGAACUGCACCUACAAUCAACUCCAGACCAGGUCGUCUGAUGAACCUAUGACCACAUUUGUGUUAUGCAAUGAGUGUGGUAAUCGCUGGAAAUUCUGUUAAGACUGCUUCAAAGUAAUCCUAGAAAAAUAGUGUAUUUUAAUGAUACGCUUGAUGUAUCAAGUAAUUGUACUUCUUAAUAUUUACAUUCACGUAAUGGAUUAAUUGUGUUUCUUGCAUUGACCUUUCUGCUGUCACUGACAAUGGAAUCAUGUUGAGUAGAUAAGGGAUCUUUAGUUAUAAAUAAAUUAAUGUGCUUUAAGUGAAUUUCUAUGUUUUAUUU
Molecule: messenger RNA, 1189 nt
Organism: Hyposmocoma kahamanoa
Lineage: Eukaryota; Metazoa; Arthropoda; Insecta; Lepidoptera; Cosmopterigidae
Gene: TfIIS
Product: transcription elongation factor S-II
Exons: 2
Coding region: 91-969 (292 amino acids)
Biological process (GO): transcription elongation by RNA polymerase II; DNA-templated transcription
Cellular component (GO): nucleus
Molecular function (GO): nucleic acid binding; zinc ion binding
Source: RefSeq, a predicted model, not a curated record